Molecule: messenger RNA, 2694 nt
Organism: Candidozyma duobushaemuli
Lineage: Eukaryota; Fungi; Ascomycota; Pichiomycetes; Serinales; Metschnikowiaceae
Exons: 3
Coding region: 1-2694 (897 amino acids)
Biological process (GO): monoatomic cation transport; transmembrane transport
Cellular component (GO): membrane
Molecular function (GO): monoatomic cation transmembrane transporter activity
Source: RefSeq, a predicted model, not a curated record
AUGGGAGAAGAAAUAGACUUGGACGAUCAGAACCAGUUCGUGCCAGAAACGACAAGUUUUGUGGAUUCGCCUGCUAGAAUAAGAGACUACUGCAAAGAUGUCUUCAGCAAUUACCAAUACCAAAUACUGGCUAUUUAUCCCUUGAUAUAUUUGGGCUGGCUUCUAUAUUACAUAACAUAUAUUUAUCGGUCCUUAUAUGUCACAGGGGCGAACCAUCAAAUAUGUGAGUAUGACCAUUCACUAGUUUCCAGUAUGAAUAACACUGUGAACGCUUUGGAGAAGGCAAUGGAGGGAUCAACAAAAAACAUUGGACAGCCUUUACCAGAGCAAUGGCCUCAUGGAUUCUACACCGUGACAUAUUCUGGAGUAUGUAGAGAAAACGAUGAUUCUGAAAAGGUGUGUUAUAAAGGACUAUCGCCAGAAGACCUUAUAUUGAAGGACGUCGGCGUCCAAAUUGCCGAGUUCAACAAAAUUGAAAAUCCACUUCAGUUUGGUGAAAAGUUCACGCUGACAUACCGUGAUGUGCAAGGUAAAUUGGAGAAGGAAUUAGAAAGAAGAAAAACGUGCCGCGAUACUCUGGGUGACCCGGUUUGCUUUUACAAGGGCUUAACUAACGACGAGGUAUCAUUCUUGCCUCAAGACAAAGCAUAUUUGGCUAUACAGAUUGCUGUAUCGUGGUUCAAUAUCUUUUUUGUUGUUUUGUGUGUUGGCGUGAUAAGUGUGGGCUUGUGGAAGAGCCACCGUGAUCUUGCACUAGUCGUCACCAUGGCCAAAGAAAUCCGAAAUUUAACCAUCCACUAUCCCAUGAAAGAAAACGUCAUGAAUCAAAAAGUCGUACAAAACGUCAAGGAGGAUAACGUCACAGACAACGUCUCGAAAGACAACGUCACAGACAACACCAUGAAUGAAGAAAUAGACUUGGAAGCACAGAGGCCGACUGUGCCAGAAACGACGACAUCUGUGCCUGGAAGACUAAAACACUCUUUCAAAAAAUUCUACAGCACUUACAAAAAUCAAAUAGCUACUAUUCCUGCAUUGCUUUACAUGGGUUGGCUUCUAUUCUACAUAACGUUUAUGUACCGAUCCCUAUACAUCACCGGAGCAUACCAUGAAAUAUGUGAGUACGACAGUUCACUAGUUUCUGAGAUGAACAGCACUGUGAACGCUUUGGAGAAGGUCAUAGAAGGAUCAACACAGAACAUUGGACAGCUCUUACCAGAGCAAUGGCCCCAUGGAUUCUACACCGUGACAUAUUCUGGAGUAUGCAGAGAGAACGAUAAUUCUGAAAAGGUGUGUUACAAAGGACUGUCGGUAGAAGACCUACUAUUAAAAGACGUCGGCAUCCAAAUUGCAGAAUUCAACAAAAUGGAAAACCCCGUUCAGUUUGGUGAUAAGUUCAUGCUUACAUACCGUGAUUUGCAAGGUAAAUUGAGGAAGGUACAACACAUGAAACCGGGCAUGACUCUAUUAAGUCCCCGCUGUCUUUUCGCCACCGUGGCGCCUUUGAGAAAUUCUCCGGUCAAAAAUACGAAACACGACCAGAAUCCGACCAACAUCGACAAACACGUCUCCGCCACCAAACACGACCAUAAACACGACCACGACCACUCCCACACGGCUGAAGGCCACGGCCACUCCCACUCCGAGGACGGCCACUCCCACGGCGUGUUUCACAGCCACAGCCAUCAGCCAAACGAGCUUUUGGGUAAAGGGUUCACCACCAAUCCGGCCGUCCGAAUCACAUGGAUUGGGCUUCUUGUAAACGUCGCCAUGGCGGGCUCCAAAGCCGUCGGUGGCGUCGUUUUCCACUCCCAAGCGCUUAUAGCCGACGCCAUCCACUCGCUCUCCGAUAUGGUGGCGGAUUUCCUUACAUUGGCCACGGUCAAUGUGGCCUCCAAAGAAGGCUCCGUGACCCACUUCCCCUUGGGCUACGGCAAGAUCGAGGCCGUGGGCACGUUUUUGGUGAGUGGCGUGCUUCUUGCCGCUGGUAUUUCUGUGGGCUGGACGUCGUUGCUCCAGAUCUUCGAGUACUCGCUUCCUCCUCAGGCCUACGAGUGGGUUGCCCUGGUGCCGAUCCACGGCCACUCUCACGGCGUCGAGGGCCACACGCACGAGGCUGACGGGCCACAAUUGCCCAAUAUCAACGCAGCGUGGCUCGCGUUGGGCUCCAUUGGUGUGAAAGAGGUGCUCUACCGCAAAACCAUGGACGUGGCAGAGGAGACCAACUCUAAGGUGCUUGUGGCGAACGCGUGGCACCACCGUGUGGACUCGUUGACCGCUGCCGUGGCGUUUGUUACCGUCAUGGGUGGUGUGCUUUUCAACAUGGCCUGGUUGGACGCGGUCGGUGGUAGUCUUGUGUCGAUAUUGAUCAUCCACGCCGGUUGGGGCACUUUCAAAGAGGCCUGGUUCGAACUUGUGGACCGCUCGGACUCACCGGCGCUGGAGCACUACCAGCAGAUUCGCCUGAUUGUCGAAACAGAGGUUGCGCUGUCCCAGUCUGCGGACCAGCGUUUCGCUGUGAAGGACCUCUCCGUGUUGAGUGCUGGCGCCCGUUUUAAUCUUGUCGUGCAUCUUACCCUGGAGGGCAAUGUUCCAUUGCAGGAGAUCAUCGAAUUUGAGAAGACGCUUCUCGAUGGUAUCAGAGAGUCGAAUAGAUACGUGGGGAAGGUGUUUGUUGAGUACGAGAUGUUGUAA